AAGCAUAACUGGCCUCAGUCAGAACAAAGUUCCAACAAUUAAGAAAAGGACGUUAUUCCCUGUCUUGACGAAGUAAACGUUACAAUAAUAUCAUACAUCGAGUCAUGCAAGAUUCAACAAGGCGAUACCCAAAAACAUCUCGAAGAAUGUUGUUCGAAAUUGAUCAUUUUCCAUUGGAGGAGCUCUAUACUUCACCUGAUGAUGUUGAUUCCCCUUUGACCACUUUCACUCAAGAUCUGUUCAAUAGUCAGGCAAGCGUGAUCAUACGCGAAGCUGCCAAGGGAUCGAGUUUCAUCCAAGGAAUGGCUCAAGGAACACUUGAUCCAGACAUCUAUGGCGGAUAUAUGGUUCAAGAUGCAGCAUAUUGUUUCAAWGCAGUCCAAACCUUUGACAUGGCAGCAGAUUCAUGUCAAAAAAGUGGGAAUCCUGAGUUUGCCUUGCUAUUCAGGGUCUACUCAGAGAARUUCAAGACCUACAACCAAGAUUUUGUCAAGAAAUGGAGACUCAAAAACAGCGACAGCGUGGGAAUGGGUCCCGCAGCUGCAAUGUACGUGAGUUAUGAGAGAUCUUUAGGCAAGAGCCAAGACCCAAGGUUUGUGUCCAUUGCUAUGUUGCCUUGUCAAAUGCUUUGGCCUUGGAUUGCUGGUGAGCUGAUUGGAUCAGUUAACAAAGACAACCCAUAUUAUGGCUGGUUCAAUGACAACAAACCCGAUCCAUCUGGCAAGAAGAGCACAGUGGAAAGAUUUGUUAAUCGCUGCUUCACCAAGCCUGAAGACAAACAGAAAGCUGAAGAGAUUUUCUUGGAGGGUAUGGUGAAUGAGCUGAAUUUUUUUCGCGAUGCUUGUGGUGAAGGGCUUCGCUACAAUUUUGGGAAACUUACUGUAGGCUUCGGCCGCAAGUGAUCUCAGUUUCUUUUUCUAAAUAAAACACCCGAACCUUUAUCUACCCUGAUAAAGCCAUAAUUAAGUGAUUGAUAUAAUAUGGUUUAAUAAAUAGUGAAAUGAAUUUGAUAGGAUAAUAUUAGUUUACUACGAUGUUUUAACUAAAAAUAUGACAUAAAAUAUAGCAAUGUGAAAAUGUA
Molecule: messenger RNA, 1081 nt
Organism: Exaiptasia diaphana
Lineage: Eukaryota; Metazoa; Cnidaria; Anthozoa; Actiniaria; Aiptasiidae
Exons: 3
Coding region: 105-902 (265 amino acids)
Cellular component (GO): cytosol
Source: RefSeq, a predicted model, not a curated record